Molecule: messenger RNA, 449 nt
Organism: Thamnophis sirtalis
Lineage: Eukaryota; Metazoa; Chordata; Lepidosauria; Squamata; Natricidae
Source: RefSeq, a predicted model, not a curated record
CAAAUGUUGAGGACUGUCCGUACACAUUGUAAAAAUAAGUGAAAUCUUUAAUUUUAAAGCAAUGUCUAUUUAACUAAAAAUGUUUCAAAGGUUGUGAUUUAGAGUGUUCUGUUUCUUUACAGAUGCAGUAUUCCUUCAUAUAUCAAGCCUUACUUGAAUACUACCUCUAUGGUGACACAGAACUGGAUGUAUCGUCCUUAGAAAAACAUCUGCAGCCAUCAAAUAGCACUGCACCAAAUUUUGUUAAGAUAGGAUUGGAAGAAGAGUUUAAAAAAUUAACAAAUGUUCGAAUAAUGAAAGAAAACAUGAGAACUGGUAAUCUGCCAGCAAAUAUGAAGAAAGCCAGAGUUAUCCAAAUAAUCCCUUAUGAUUUUAACAGAGUGAUUCUUUCAAUGAAACGAGGUCAGGAGUACACAGAUUAUAUCAAUGCUUCCUUUAUAGAUGUAUGA